AUGGCAGAGUCCCCGGCGCCCGCCACCGUCCUCGACCUCUUCAAAGUCCACCCGUCGCCGGAAACUGCGCCGGCACCGGAUAUGACCCUUCCCCUCGUCCACUUCGACAUAACUUGGCUUCACUUCCACCGCGUCCAGCGCCUCCUCUUCUUCGACUCCCCCUGCUCCAAGACCCGAUUCCUCCAAUCCCUCGUCCCCGAACUCCGCCGUUCCCUCGCCCACGCCCUCGCCCGCUUCCUCCCCCUCGCCGGAAAAAUCGUCCACCCCCUCGACGACGCCGGCCGUCCCUCCAUCCGCUUCUCCCCCGGCGACUCCGUCCCCCUCACCGUCGCCGAGUGCUACUCCGACUUCGAUCACCUCACCGGCGACCACCCCCGCCUCUCCGACGAGUUCUAUCCCUUCGUCCCGGAGCUCCCGCCGGCGACCCGAUCGGAAAACGAGGUCGUCAUCCCGGCCCUCUCCCUGCAGGUCACCCUUUUCCCUGGCCACGGCCUCUGCCUCGGCUUCACCAACCACCACGCCGCCGGCGACGCCAGCUCCAUCGUCCGGUUCAUAAAAUCCUGGGCUGCCGCCAACAAGCUCGGCACCGGUGGAGCCAGCGCCGCCGAGCUGACUCCGUACUACGACAGAUCCACCGUUGCCGACCCGGAUGGCCUCGACCGGAUCUACUGGGAUCUGAUCGGCAAGUCCCGCGCCGUCGAGUCCCCGCCGCUCACUUUCCCCCUCCACAAGCUCCGGCGAACCUUCAUCCUCACCGGCGACCACGUCCGGCUGCUGAAGGCCGCCGUUCUAUCUCAGCUCCCCGCUGCCCGUCACGUCACUACAUUCACCGUCGCCUGCGCCCUCGCCUGGUCCUGCCUCCUCCGGGCCGACCCGCCGGCGGCCGACGACGAACCGGAGUACAUGGGCUUUGCGGCAGACUGCAGAUCCCGGCUGAACCCACCCCUUCCGGCGGCCUACUUCGGCAACUGCCUCGCGUUCGUGCUGGCCGAGUCGAGGCACGGGCUUCUCCGGGCCGGAGGAGUGGAGGGCUUGGCCCACGCGGCCGAGGCUAUCGGGUCCGCCGUGCAACGGACGGUGUACAACGAGAAGGGGAUUUUGGACGGGGCGGAGGGUUGGCCGGCGGGGUACGGAAAGUUGAUCGGAAAACGGCUGUUCGGGGUGGCCGGGUCGCCCAGGUUCGAUUUGUACGAUGUGGACUUCGGGUGGGGGCCACCGAAGAAGUUCGAGUCUCCGUCUAUAGAUGCCGACACGUCCAUGUCGUUGUGCAAGUCCAGAGAUUUCGAAGGCGGGCUCGAAAUCGGCCUGUCUAGGCCCAAAAAUGUCUUGGAAGCGUUUGCAGCAAACUUUGAAGAGCAGCUCAGAAAUUUGUAG
Molecule: messenger RNA, 1374 nt
Organism: Striga asiatica
Lineage: Eukaryota; Viridiplantae; Streptophyta; Magnoliopsida; Lamiales; Orobanchaceae
Source: the annotation of a GenBank genome assembly